AUGUUGAAACCAACACAAGGAGUACCUGCAUCUCAACUCUAUAAAAAACUAAAAAAAGUAGGUCGAGGUGCUUAUGGUUCAGUGUAUAAAGGGAUACAUACACAAACACACCAAAUCGUGGCUAUUAAAGUGCUUAAUCUGGAUACAGAGGAAGAUGAUGUCGAUGACAUUCAACGUGAAAUCGGACUCUUGUCUCAACUAGCCCAUGCUCGCUCGCAAAAUAUUACGCCUUAUUAUGGUAGUUUUCUGAAUGACACUAAACUAUGGAUCAUUAUGGAUUAUGCAGCAGGUGGUAGUGUUCGUACCAUCAUGAAAGCAGGUCCUAUUGAGGAACGAUUUAUUGCUGUUAUCACUCGAGAAGUUUUAUUGGCCUUAUCUUAUUUACAUAAAAACCAUAUUAUUCAUCGAGAUAUUAAAGCUGCCAAUAUUCUAUUAACGGCAGAAGGGAAUGUGCAAUUGUGUGACUUUGGUGUGGCAGCAGCCAAUUCAUUAAGGCGAUGCACUUUUGUGGGUACACCUUAUUGGAUGGCACCUGAAGUGAUUCGAGAAGGUGCUUCUUAUGACUACAAAGCGGAUAUUUGGUCUUUAGGUAUUACAGUCUAUGAAAUGGCAACAGGGAAUCCACCUUUAGCCAAUGUUGAACCUAUGCGAGCUAUUUCAAUGAUACCCAAAUCAACACCACCUCGUUUACCAGAUACUUUUUCGCCUGCAAUGAGGGAAUUUGUAGAUGCUUGUUUGUCUGAACAUCCGAAUGAGCGACUAAAUGCAGAUGAGCUAUUGAAAUCCAAAUUCAUCAAGAGUGUGAUUAAAGUACCAAGAUCUGCUUUAAGGGAGUUGAUCACUCAGUAUGAGAAAUGGAAACAGACCAAUGAAGCAUCCAAACGAUGUAGUAUUAUAUCCAAUGAUAUCAGUGACAGGUAA
Molecule: messenger RNA, 921 nt
Organism: Gilbertella persicaria
Lineage: Eukaryota; Fungi; Mucoromycota; Mucoromycetes; Mucorales; Choanephoraceae
Product: Pkinase-domain-containing protein
Exons: 6
Coding region: 1-921 (306 amino acids)
Biological process (GO): protein phosphorylation
Molecular function (GO): ATP binding; protein kinase activity
Source: RefSeq, a predicted model, not a curated record